This is a messenger RNA of Aureobasidium subglaciale EXF-2481, 1140 nucleotides long. RefSeq lists its product as uncharacterized. Gene Ontology annotation, biological process: heme biosynthetic process. Gene Ontology annotation, molecular function: zinc ion binding; porphobilinogen synthase activity. Gene Ontology annotation, cellular component: cytosol. The record is from RefSeq and is a predicted model, not a curated record. NCBI's taxonomy places the organism in Eukaryota, Fungi, Ascomycota, Dothideomycetes, Dothideales, Saccotheciaceae. Bases 1 to 1140 code for a protein of 379 amino acids. The transcript is spliced from 2 exons.
AUGUCUUUCUCAUCUCUCGUAUCCGACCUCACGUACCGCGACCGCAAUGGCGGCAUCGAGGAAAGACGCAACCCAAUGUCGCGCCAGGUCUCCACCAUGUCCCGCGCCAGAUCAUACGCCAGCACUGCGGCCACCAGCGUCAGCAUCUCGGGAGACAUCUCAAGUCAACUUCACGGUGGUUACAGCCACCCGCUCGCUCGUUCAUGGCAGGCUGAGCGUCAGUUGACAAAGUCAAUGCUCAUUCUGCCCCUGUUCAUCACCGACAACCCCGACGAAGAGACUCUGAUCCCUUCGCUGCCUGGCCAGUACCGCCGUGGUCUCAACAAGCUUACCUCUUUCCUCCGCCCUCUGAUCGCAAAGGGCCUCAAGUCGGUCAUCCUGUUCGGCGUGCCCCUCCACCCCGACGCAAAGGACGCUCUGGGCACUUCCGCCGACGACCCGACUGGUCCCGUCAUCGCCGCCAUCCGCCUCUUGCGCAAGGCUUUCCCUUCGCUCUUCAUCACUGCAGACGUCUGUCUGUGCGAGUACACCAGCCACGGACACUGUGGUAUCCUGCGCGAAGAUGGCAGUCUUAACAACGCUCUCUCUGUUGAUCGCAUCUCGGAUGUCGCCAUGGCUUAUGCCGAGGCUGGUGCUCACUGCGUCGCUCCCUCAGACAUGAACGAUGGUCGUAUUCGCGCCAUCAAGCUCAAGCUGAUCGAGGCUGGUAUCGCCCACAAGGUCGUGCUCAUGUCUUACUCGGCCAAGUUCAGCGGCUGUCUGUACGGUCCUUUCCGCGACGCUGCUGGCAGCUGCCCUUCGUUCGGUGACAGAAAGUGCUACCAACUUCCCCCUGGCGGCCGUGGUCUCGCUCGCCGCGCCAUCGUCCGUGACAUCAGCGAAGGUGCCGACAUCAUCAUGGUCAAGCCCGCCUCUUCCUACCUCGACAUUAUCAGUGACGCAAAGGAGCUUGGCAAGGACUUGCCCGUGGCUGCAUACCAGGUCAGUGGUGAAUUUGCCAUGAUUCACGCUGGCGCAAAGGCUGGAGUAUUCGAUCUGAAGGCCAUGGCUUUCGAGGCCACCGAGGGUAUCCUUCGUGCUGGAGCCAGUAUCGUGGUUUCGUACUUCACCCCCGACUUCCUUGACUGGUUGGAGAACUAG